AUGCCUCUGCCAACGAUAAGAAUGGAAAGAAAACGCCCAUCAAAAGAAUACCGUCCGCGAGUAAAAAAGAAAGCUCCAAACGCCAAGAAACCCAGUGAAAUUACAUUUUUCAAGAGUAUUUAUUACAUUGUAAGGUUUUCUUGGCCCAAAGAGGACGAAAAAGAUGAAACCGCCUUUAUUGAAAGUAGUCCUGUCUAUUUACCUGAUCCUGAUCCAAAAACAAACUCGAGGAUUGUGUCCAUUGAUUUUAAGGAUACCUUUGAAUUUCAUAUUUCUGAAAAAUCUCUUGGAGUGAAGCAUCAUAUUGAGAAACCCAUAAGCUUUUACGUAUAUCGAAUUGUUGCCAAUAUUCAAGAUGACGAUGAUUCCAACAAGAUUGAGUUAUCGAGAGAUUUGCUUGGAAUUUUAUUUGCAAAUUUCAACAUCUUAUGGGAAAGAGGGUUUACACUACCUGUUCCAAUACCUGAAGAUGAUGACUCUGCCAAGUCAGGAGACGAGCUCAAAGCACUCAUGAAAAACUCAUUAGAAGAACGUCAUAACCUUCAAAACGAUAUCAGUACAUCAUCUUUGUCAAACCUAACGAUGGGAGUCUCAAUCACACAACCUAAUGAGAUUUGGGAGAGUUAUGAAAAAGACUGGAAAGAUCCAAAGAAGAGAAAACAAGCUGCUAAAACUGCCAACAACAAGAAACCACCCUCGAGAAAGUAA
Molecule: messenger RNA, 708 nt
Organism: Naegleria fowleri
Lineage: Eukaryota; Heterolobosea; Eutetramitea; Acrasida; Naegleriidae
Exons: 2
Coding region: 1-708 (235 amino acids)
Source: RefSeq, a predicted model, not a curated record